AUGACUGAUAUCUCUCAGAUUUUCAAAGGCACUCAGAUCGCCCUUCCUGGCUCCGCAGCUCUCCCCCUGAACGCGAGUACAUGGGUGAUCGACGAGAAGCUUUAUGAGAAUAGAGUCGAUGGAGUGCGUGAGCCUACUUCUGAUCCCGACGAACAACCAUCCGGUUGGGAGGCUAAGUAUCUAUGUCACAAUCACCAUUUCCCAUAUAAUCAAGCGUUUAUGAGAGUCUACUGUCAAGGUCCCGAUGAGGGAACAGAAUUCCUUCUGCCGGAAGCUCGAGCCCAACAGGCAAAUCCUCAUUUUGAAAAGCAGGAAGCUAAAGCUCGGAAGAAGUUCAGACAAGGUGGAUGCAAAAGUGUGCCUUCACUACUUGGAUAUGGCCAAUCCGUGCAAGGGGAACACGGACCUGUACCUGGAGGAUACAUAACCUAUCUUGUUUGGGAAAAGGUCCGCGGACAGGUCCUCACUCCGGAACUAUUCUGGUCAUUCGAGCGACCAAAACGUGAUCUCGUUCGCCGAAAGUUCCGGGCUGCAUAUGAGUAA
Messenger RNA from Penicillium mononematosum, 543 nucleotides. RefSeq lists its product as uncharacterized. The record is from RefSeq and is a predicted model, not a curated record. The transcript has a single exon. Bases 1 to 543 code for a protein of 180 amino acids. NCBI's taxonomy places the organism in Eukaryota, Fungi, Ascomycota, Eurotiomycetes, Eurotiales, Aspergillaceae.